UAAAUUGGAAAAACUUUACUGGUGAUCUCCGUGGAAUUCCUGUAAAAAUGACGCAAGGGAAGCCUGAAAAUGACACAGUUUUCUCUGCACGGGAAGUAAUGGACACUGUCAGUGAAAUGUCACAACUUUUGGAGACGGGUUUAGACUCGGAGACUCUUGCCAUUACGACUAAGCUAUGUGAGCUUGGAGUAAACCCAGAGGCCUUAGCAUCUGUAAUACAAGAACUCCGCAGAGAAAUGGCUUCAUAUAAUGCUGGAGGAGGAGACCAAGCAUCGUGACAUUUGGAAGGACUUACUGACUACAGACUGAGAGUGUAAAUAGUUUCCGUUCUUCAAUGGAUUCAUGACCGACAAAGCAAGAUACUUUUGUAUAGACUAAACCCCUAAUGACAUCACAAGCCCAAACAUCGCCCUCACUGAGGUCAAUGAAAGACCUAUGAUUUGCUGAGAGUUGUGCGCGACAGGUACACGCAUCUUUUGUAAUGGCAGCCAUUGCUAUUGAAGGAAAGUCAACUGCAAAGAGACUUUACACGGGGCGGUAAACAUUUGUUUAAGACUAUGGCCACUGGCUGCAGCAACCCGAUGAAGACUAGGAAUUUUUGCCGUCCUGAAACUCUUUUCAGAAUUGUUAAAUGGGCAAAUAGAGCAACCAGUGACAUAUCAGUGACAAAUACUUGCUAAGCAAUGGUAAAUAUUGCUUAGCAGAUCAGGCUACCAGCCAACAUUCUUUAAAGUUUGCAUUGAUGCCACUGGUGUGGCACUCAUUUUUGAUUAGCAAAGAAAUUUGCUCAGCAGCAUUUUCUGCUUAGUGAAAUUGGGCCUGAGUAAUCUUGUAACCUUUCUGUGCGAGCUGCAGUACAUAAUAUUAUAGCGUCUGCCGACACCAGUAACUGCUCUGAUAAAAUUGUUCUAAACUGUUUCUUUAAUUGUCAAACCUUAACUAUGUGGUUAAGAAAAACACUUAAAGAAAUAUCGACUACUCGAUCAUCUCACUUCUUAAAAUGGUCUCAAAUCUCUAUUUGAGAUGGAAUGUAUGUCAGAAUGGAAUUACCAUGGCGAUGAUAUAAACCUGGAGGUUUAGAUAAGUUUGAUGAUAUUGGGCACUGAAUGGAUUUAUCUUCAAGUAUGUACAUACACUUUUGAUACUGCUGUGAAAUUGUAAAUAAAGAAAAGGGCCUGUUAAACUUA
Messenger RNA from Asterias rubens (European starfish), 1187 nucleotides. RefSeq names its product mitotic-spindle organizing protein 1-like. The transcript is spliced from 3 exons. The coding region runs from base 48 to 278 and encodes 76 amino acids. The record is from RefSeq and is a predicted model, not a curated record. Gene Ontology annotation, biological process: mitotic spindle assembly; microtubule nucleation by interphase microtubule organizing center; gamma-tubulin complex localization. Gene Ontology annotation, cellular component: spindle; interphase microtubule organizing center; centrosome. Lineage: Eukaryota; Metazoa; Echinodermata; Asteroidea; Forcipulatida; Asteriidae.